AUGCCCUUCCAGUCUCGCUGGACCAUCGACAUCCCCAACUGCCACCUCGCGACCCUCCUCUUCACCUCGCCUACCCACCCACUCUCCCAGACUCGUCCCUGUUUCCUCGACGCCGCCAGGCCCGAUACCCACUACUUCACGGAGCACGCCUUCCGUCUCUGGAGCCAGCGGUUCGCCGCGGGCCUCCGGAGAGCCGGGCUGCAGCGCGGGGAUCGCGUGCUCCUGUUCUCCGGGAAUGAUCUGUUCUUCCCCGUCGUGUUCAUGGGGAUCAUCAUGGCUGGGGGCAUCUUCACCGGGGCCAACCCGACGUUCGUGGCACGGGAGUUGGAGUACCAGCUCCGGGAUUCGGAGGCGACGUUCUUGAUCUGUGCGAUGGGGAGUUUGGCUACUGGGGUGCAGGCGGCCAGGGGGGCGGGGUUGGGGUUGGACCGGGUGUUUGUUUUUGAUAAUGCGGUGUUCGAGCAAUAUGGCGCUGAUCAAGGCACUGACCGGAUACACAAGAAGCACGAGGAAGGGCUCCGAGGGUGUCGCUACUGGGGGGAGUUGAUCGCGUCCGCCGAGGAGGGGAGUCGCUUCGUGUGGGAAGAUCUAAUGACGCCGGGAGCGGCCGAUACACGGACGCUGGCGCUGAAUUACUCGAGCGGUACCACCGGAAGACCCAAGGGGGUCGAGAUCACGCACAAGAACUACGUCGCCAAUUUGUUGCAGUAUAACUUCCUCUUCUACCUGUACCCGGACUGGGUGGAACGGGUGGCGCGCGCGCGUUGGCUGUGUUUCCUGCCCAUGUAUCAUGCCAUGGCGCAGAAUAUCUUCAUUGCCGCGGCGUUGCGGCGCGGCGUGCCCGUCUACAUCAUGCCCAAGUUUGACAUGCUGACGAUGCUGGAGUAUACCGAGAAGUUUCGCAUCACGGAUUACAUUAUCGUGCCGCCCGUGGUGGUGGCAUUGGCGAAACACCCUGCUGUCCGCAGCGGCCAGUAUGAUUUGAGCAGCGUGGAGGGAGUCUUCAGCGGUGCGGCACCCUUGGGUGCGGAGGUCUGCGAGCAGGUUGAGAAGCUUUGGGCACCGGGUCAAAUCAAGGUCCGCCAAGGAUGGGGGAUGACUGAGACGACGUGUUCACUGUUAGGCUGGGAUCCCAGAAUGCAGCCUCACCCAGCAUCGGUGGGAGAGCUGAACGCCAAUUGUGAAGCCAAAAUCAUGGCCGACGAUGACAAGACAGAGUUGGGACCAAAUCAGCGCGGCGAGCUGUGGGUGCGGGGCCAGAACAUCAUGAAAGGCUACUGGAAGAACCCAGGAGCGACCAAAGAAGCCAAAACAGAAGACGGUUGGCUGAAGACAGGCGAUAUUGCCUUUGUGAACGAUCAAGGCCUUUUCCAUGUGGUAGACCGGAAAAAGGAAUUAAUCAAAGUCAAAGGAAAUCAGGUCGCGCCAGCUGAACUGGAGGCGAUAUUGCUAGACCAUCCUGCAGUGGCCGAUGCCGCCGUCAUUGGCGUUCCCCUGAACGACGACGAGCGUCCUCGAGCAUAUAUCGUACUGAAUUCCGGGCAAACCGCCACCAAAAAGGACAUACUGUCAUUCAUGGACGGUAAAGUAUCGCCGUUCAAGCGUAUCACGGGAGGAGUAGUGUUCAUUGAUGCAAUUCCCAAAAAUCCCUCAGGUAAGAUCCUGAGAAAGAUGCUUCGCGAGCGUGCCAAUGCGGAGAUACAGCCGACUGCUAGACUAUAGAUUAUCUUUUCAGUAUCCCAAGAUCUUCCCAACUCAUACCCACAUAAAAGCUGUACAUGCGUCGAGAUUAAGAGCUCAUAGGCUAGCGAAAUUGGCUAUCAGAGGCGGUGAUUUACCUGAAUAUGUGCGGUCGGUUUCCUCGAGGCUAUACCAUAAACUUGGGCAAUUUUCGUAGAAAGAAAGAGACCCCAUCGCGCUGUACCCGGCAGACAGCAAUAUUGCGGCAUCAUCCACGAGGUUCUAGAAUGCAAGCUGGCAAUAUGAUAGCCUAAGCAAUAGGAAGUGAUGGGAAGGAGAAAGCAGCAUACGUUGGUCCAACCCAUAAGACAAUGCGAGUACCAGUUAAGGCCACCCAGUGGGGGUGAACGACCGAUCGAUCGACGGCAUGCAUUUCGAUCAGUGCGAAUGUUAUUG
Molecule: messenger RNA, 2136 nt
Organism: Aspergillus homomorphus CBS 101889
Lineage: Eukaryota; Fungi; Ascomycota; Eurotiomycetes; Eurotiales; Aspergillaceae
Product: acyl--CoA ligase
Exons: 4
Coding region: 1-1722 (573 amino acids)
Biological process (GO): secondary metabolic process
Molecular function (GO): CoA-ligase activity
Source: RefSeq, a predicted model, not a curated record